AUGGCUCCCUCGUCAGACCAGGCCAUGUCUCGGCCGGAGUCGGCCAUCUUUUCUCCCUCGAUAAAGACACACUCCCGCUCGAGAGCCCAGAGUAUAUCGAGCGACAGACCGUCUACCAUUGCGGCCAGCUUAAUGUCACCCCCGCUGACCGUGUCCCCUGAAGCGGCCUUCAUCGCCGCCUCGGCUGCUUCGCAAAUCGUCACCAACGACCACGACAGUCAUGCCGACGCUUUACUCGAUCAACAUGGCAUCGAGCCAUCCAGCGAACCCGCCCUCGUCUCUCCAGCCGCCCUACACCUUGUCAACAACUUUCUCGAUCACCUGCUGUUCAACUUCAUCUCAGUCGCACGCUCAGCUACCCUAGCUUCCCUCCGCCCAGCCAUAACCGAAGUCCUCAAGCCAAAACUUGCCAAAGAUGUCAUCAACCAGGCGGAUGAGGAGUUGCAGGAAUACAUGGGUGACUCUGAGGAGGAUGCUCCGAAUCCCAGCGCCGCCAAAGACUGGGACUUGGAGCUGAUCUGGAAACGGACGCGGCUCCGAUGUAUGGUAUACUCGUCACUCGGUGACAUGGAAGAGGAGGACGAGGACUAUUAUAUGGAGAAGGAGCUCCUCAGCCCACGGCAGGAGGACCAGACUUCUGAAUUGGUGUCUUCUGCUGUCUCCAUAUUCUUGACCUCAAUCAUUGAAUACCUGGGAGAACAAGCGCUGAUCAUUGCGGGGCAGGCCGCCUUUCAACGCAUUCGUGUCAAGUACGAGAAGGAGUUGAAGGAGGGCCUGCGCAAACCCGGCGAGUCAACCGAACAAAUUGUGGUCCAGGAAUUUGACAUGGAGCGGGUCGCGCUUGAUCGUACUCUGGGAAGGCUGUGGAGGACGUGGAAGAAAAAGAUUAGAUCUCCCGUGAUCACCAUUCUAGACAGAGGCUUGUCCCACUCCUUUUCGAGGGACUCAAUGCGCUCGUCUCGUGCAACACCGACGCACUUGCGCUCGCCCAGCGUCACAGAAACCCCAGUGACCCCAGUACCAGAAACCAUCCCGGAGCCUGCGAACGAAAUAGAAACCAAGGUUGAUGCGAACAAGACCGAGACCAAGGAGACAGCCAAGGAGGAAGAUGUGGAAGAGUGUCUGGUUGCUGCCGCCAUUCCUUUGCCAAUGGGUGAUAAUGACGUGGAAGAGAUCCAAAGCACUGGUUUGUCAGUUCGAUCUCGGAGCAGAGACGGAGCAGAAGAGAGAGCUGCUCGGAAGAGGAAGGUGCGGCCACAGAGCUUGAUGGUCUGGCCCGUGGCCAAGCCUGCUAACCCGCCCACUCCUACUCUAUCGCCAUCGCAUGCUCCUCUGUCAGCUUCGAAGAAACGCUCCAAUUCGCUCCCAACACCCACUGCCACUCCCAGCGGUUCGCCCACACGAGCAAAGGCACAGGCGAGCGAGCUUGUACCCCUUCCCGCAGCUGAUGAAAAGGAUGUCGAACAGUCUCAGAUUUCAGACGACAAGCAACCGGCACAGGACGACAAGUCAAAUGUCCUUGAAGAUGCAACAAUGACCCCAGUUGGAACUUCGCUUGUGGAUGCCCCUGCCUCUCCACAGGAGGCCGAGGCGGCGCCUCAAACGCAGAAGUCCGGUGGUGUUGCAACCGAUGAUGAGAUCAAAGUUAGCGAUGAAAACGAAUAUGACGAUGAGUCUAUGGACGAGGAACCACAGAUUCUCACCUCGUCAAGGAUAUCCAUCUCUGGCCGAAGUGCAUCUCCGACGGUGUCUGAGCAAGGAAGGCCAGCACCCAUCAUCACGACCAUGGGAAGGACUAGAACCCCUAGCAUCUACUCAGCACGCUUGAUCGAGGUAACCAGUCCUCGCAGCCCUGGCACGGCCGCCCGCAACAGCCCGACACUCGAUUCAAGCGAGCAUAUGCGCUUGUCACGAAGCAGUAGUCUCAGGACGGCUUCAAUUACCGAGGAACGAUCACGAUAUUCGCCGGACAGUGCUUCCGGGGCACGGAUCUCCGGGCACGGCGGUAAUAAAUCGGCGUUAUCUGCUGAAGUUGCCCCCGAAGAGGUCUCUCCUGUUACGGAUGACGGUGCUCUCGAAGCGAUUCCUGAGCCUCCUUCGCCAGAGGGUUUUGAGGGUCAAGAUAUGUCGAGUGGCUCUAACCCAAUUCUAGGCUCGGUUGCGGAGCGUGGGUCUCCCGGCUCAUCUCCCAUCCGCUCCACGCCCAAGAUUACAACCCCCACCGGUUCGUCUGGGACAUUUUAUUUUGAAGAUAGGCCCAAACCACCUCCCAAGCACCACGCCCAAAGUCGCCCGAGGGUCUCCGUGAUCACGGAGGUUGCUGCGCCAGAGAUGUCUGAUCGGAGUCCCAGCAGGAGGGCUCGCAGUAACCUUUCUGUGGAGGACCAACCGACUUCGAUCGGGAAAAUAUCUGUGCAACGCUCUCGUGGUCGCAGCCCAUCUGAGACGGGCUCUCUUCCUCGGUUCCCGGAACCGCCAAAACCUGGUGUAAUGGUGCGACAGGAAACGGCCAGCUCAAUAUCGUCAUCGUCUACAUCGACGAGGUCGUCGAACAAGCUGAGGCUGGUAAGGACUUCGGAGGAAGGCUCAGCAGCGGCGCAAUCCCGGGAAGAUGUCGCGCGAAACUUUGAAGAGCUCAUCCAGAGCGAUCAGACCAUCCAGUUCACGCUAACGCCCGAAAGCAUGCGAGACAUUGACUCUCAGUCAACACGGUCCACCGGUAGUCCCAUCAUCGCUGUUAGAACCAGGAAGAGCCUGGAUACCCGUCGCGACUCAGAUCGGUCUCGAUCAUCGUCGUCUAAUCGCAAAAGAGAUGCCAAGAAGGAUAAGGAUGCCCACUCGCAGCAUCCCAUGCCCGAGUUGAAGCGCAACAGUAAUAAUAGCACAGCAUCCGGCCCGAUCCUGCAUGCAAUUCCACAACCCCCACGUCCGCACCCGCCGCAAGCGAGAGACCCAAGAAUAAACCGGGAGUCGGUAGCAGACUUCGCCGACUUCAUUCGCGCAACGGGUCCAACUGGUAUCAACACUGCCGUCAUGAACCGUAACUCAGGGCAGCAAAGCGGGCUCCGGAAUGUCUCCGGGCCUGUUUCUCCCCCUUCUGUUCCCCUUAUCACUGAGGCUCCCCGACCGACCACAAACAACAGCAACUACAAUCGUCUGCGGCUCACAGCUCGUGAACCCCAGACUGACAGGGACGAUAACUCCGAUCUGAUCGACUUCAUCCGUCGCGGCCCACCUACCGCGGGCAAUCCACGGAUCCCGCAAGCAGUCGCUCCUUUCCGGAGCACGUUGGACUCUGAUCAGAUGUCUAUUCUCGAAGUCGGCGGUAAAGCUGUGGAUGCCCAGCUACGCGAUGUUGAUGUCAGAAACAGCCAGGCCUCGACCGAUAUCACCAAUAACUCGAUGCAUUCAUUCCAGUCAUCGGUCAACUCGCAGAGUGCUCUGCUCAGCAGGAAUAAGUCACAACAUAGCACUGCAACCGGGCGCUUCGAAGGAAUAGAGGAGGACGAUGUGGUGAUGCCAAUGCCGUCAGCCAUGCCACAGCGCAAGCGUCGCGGCCCACGAGACCCGUAUGCCAUCGACCUUACCGAUGAGGAGGACUUCGAUGAGGAUGAUGAUUACCCGGUCAAGCCAAAACGACCACCGACAAACGAGGAGAGCUUGAUGGACUUCUUGCGAAACGUUCCUCCGCCACCGGAACCAGUUGUUGCUCCCGUAAUGACAUCGCCCAAGGAGCCACAGCCGAAGAAAAAGUCAAGCGCCACGAGCUUGAUGUCACGAUUUACUAGACGCGAAAACAAGUCGAACGUCCCUCCAAGCUCGUCGAGCAGUAUGAGCCCCCAAAGCCCCGUGAGGUUCAAUGAAUCCCGAGGCCUUAGCAGUCGUGCCAGCGCCAACAGCGGAAGGGGCUACACACCGAUCCAAGUUCACAUGCCUCCCGGCGUUGAUCAAUAUGCACCACCUUCCUCCGUCAACCAAAACUCUGUCAAUCACAACCAAAACAUGCCAAUGUCACGAGGGCGAGGCAUGUCACAAUCAAGCGGCACCACGGCCCCGCGUGUGGCCAUGAAGAGGUUUGAGCCAAGGGAUGCCUACGUAGCUCCCACCUCGGGAAUCUCUGAUCUGGCUUCGUUCCUGAAGAACUCGACGCCACCACCUAGCAUGGGAGCUGCGGCGCCGUUCGAUUUUGGUGGGCCGACGUCGUCGAUUACCACUGCUACAGGUUCGAGGGGCGGGGAUGGGGCUGGAGAUUCUCAUAGUUUCUCGAGGGUAUUUUCAAGGAGGAGUAGGAAGGCGAGCGUUGUUUGA
Sordaria macrospora k-hell is the source of this 4308-nucleotide messenger RNA. RefSeq lists its product as uncharacterized. The record is from RefSeq and is a predicted model, not a curated record. NCBI's taxonomy places the organism in Eukaryota, Fungi, Ascomycota, Sordariomycetes, Sordariales, Sordariaceae.